UCGGACAAGCUAUUCACAGCAUAAUAUUCCAUUACAAUCAUGUAAAUAAAAUGAAAUAUGUAAUUGUGAAGCUGAUAUUGCUCGGUUUAUUACAAGUCAAUGGCAAAUCGGACCUUUGAACAAUGCCUUUAUAAUAAUUAGUUAUCUUACGGCUUGAGCAAACAAACGUCUGUAUACAUGCAUGCGUCGGCCGCUUCUUAAUAAAAAGGGAUUACAUAAAAACGACUAUUUUGGUCUUUGUAAACAUUUUCGAAUACAGGGUCGCAGGUAAUCCGAAAGUUAAACAACAAAACUACCCAUGCGCAAUUUUGCGAAAACUAAUUAUCAUUGUUAUGUAUCAUAAUUACAUUUUCAUUACAGAUUCGAAAAUAAAAUAUAAUCAGGCUGUUUACAGAGUAGAUCGGCCAUAAAUCAUAUUUAAAUAGCCAAGACAAACAAUUGAUAGGGUAACAUUUAAAUAAAUAAACUGAAAUGGGCGUUGAUAAUAAUUGUUCCUCCUCCCUCUGCGUUCCAAUGAUAACUUUCUUCAAGUGGAAAAGUCAUUCCAUUAUUGACUAUCGAGAAGAGAGAAUGUGUUUAGUAAGUUGGUGAGAGCUUUUAUUAAUAUUAUAGUAGUAGAACGAGGCGAUGGCGUUGACGAAGUCGAAGAGUAUAGAAGCGGAGCUUCAGACGAUGGCUCUGGAUGCAGCGGAUUCAGAGGAUACGGUGCAGCUGACUUUUUGCCAGAAAGCCAAGCUGGUCUUCACAAAUAUAUCAGUGGAGCCGAUAUUGGUAUGUUACACUCUUCCUAGCGUGAUGUCCAGUUUGGCAGUGCAGAAUCUGAACUUGGAAAAGGCCUGUCGCGUGGAUUUAGCAUUGAAUGGGACAGUCUGUGAUGCUCUGGCCGACAGAAAUAGUUCUGGUUAUACGGAAAUAGAAGAAAUUGAAGUUCAGAAGCUCGUUGCAACGGCGAUGGCAUGGAAGAACGUCAUACAAAGUAUGAUCCCGGCGUUGUUGCUCAUGUUCCUCGGUUCAUGGAGCGAUCGUCACAAUAGAAGGAAGCCUUGCAUCCUGUAUCCGAUAUUGGGAGAAAUCGCGGCCGGUUUUGUAUUGAUCCUAUGCACCUAUUAUUUUUACGAACUAUCAAUUAUGUACGUCGUAUUGGCUGAAUCGAUUCCUGUCGCAAUCACUGGCGGAUGGUUCUCCAUGUUCAUGGGUGUCUUCAGUUACAUAAGCAGCGUUUCAAGCACCGAGACGCGCACUUUGCGAAUCGGCGCUGUAAAUUUGUUCUCCAACGUCAGUUUGACCAUUGGAAUAGCGCUCAGUGGUAUCCUCUACAAGCAGAUAGGUUUCUAUGGGGUCUUCUCCUUGGCAGUGGGCAUGUAUACACUCGGUUUCUUGUAUGGAUCGUUUAACGUGAAGGAAUGCCCGGAUAAUCCGGAUCAGGAACAGAACGAGGUGGUGGUAAACAAAGGCUUUUUCGCCGAUUUCUUCGACAUGAAGCACGUCAAGGAUACGCUGGCUGUGGCGUUCAAGCAGGGCGCCAGAAACAGGAAGAAGAGAAUUUGCACAAUCAUGAUUUUAGUUAUGGUCAUCAUAGGCCCCAUGCACGGUGAAAUGAACGUUAUGUAUUUAUUUGUUAGAUACAAAUUCCAAUGGAGCGAAAUCGAUUACAGUAUUUACUCAACAUUUAACUUCGUUGCCCACAUGACAGGUACUUUGUUCUCAUUAGGAUUCUUCUCGAAAUACCUCAAAUUGGACGAUUCAAUUUUGGGUAUGAUCUCGAACAUGAGCAAAAUCUUAGCGUGCUUAGUGUUCGCAUUCGCCGGUUCGUCGACUGUUUUCUACAUGGGUGCUAUUGUUGAAAUGUUCAAUGGAACAUCUUUCAUUGCAAUGAGAUCCAUCAUCUCGAAGCUGGUUCCUCCAGAUGAAUUAGGAAAAAUUUAUUCACUCUUCGGUGUCUCUGAAGCGCUGAUGCCUUUGGUGUAUGGACCCAUGUACAGUAUAGUAUACAGAAACACGAUCAACUAUCUUCCCGGAGCGUUCUUCCUAGUUGGCGGAUUUCUCACAAUACCAUCAGUAUUGAUUUUCUUUUGGCUUUAUACCGAACAUAAAAAAGACCAGCUAGAGGACGAAUUGAAUAAGAAGCACGAGAUGGAACCAUUGAAUAAAAACAAUGGAAUGAUUAUCGAAGAAAUUAUUAUAAAUACGAGCAAACACUCAAUCAAUGCAGAGACCACCGAAACAAACUAAAUCAUUUCAUAUGUAAUUUUAUAUGUUAAAGUUAAGUUCAAAAAGUUUC
Molecule: messenger RNA, 2281 nt
Organism: Nicrophorus vespilloides
Lineage: Eukaryota; Metazoa; Arthropoda; Insecta; Coleoptera; Silphidae
Product: proton-coupled folate transporter-like
Exons: 6
Coding region: 628-2232 (534 amino acids)
Biological process (GO): transmembrane transport
Cellular component (GO): membrane
Molecular function (GO): transmembrane transporter activity
Source: RefSeq, a predicted model, not a curated record